This is a messenger RNA of Strongyloides ratti, 1242 nucleotides long. Its product is annotated as Bestrophin/UPF0187 family-containing protein. The transcript is spliced from 4 exons. The record is from RefSeq and is a predicted model, not a curated record. The coding region runs from base 1 to 1242 and encodes 413 amino acids. Gene Ontology annotation, molecular function: chloride channel activity. NCBI's taxonomy places the organism in Eukaryota, Metazoa, Nematoda, Chromadorea, Rhabditida, Strongyloididae.
AUGACAAUAUCAUAUUCCGAUCAAUUUUUAAAACUGCUUUUAAGAUGGCGAGGUUCACUUUGGAAAGCUAUAUGGAAACAUCUUUUAUUGUUUUUAUCACUUUAUUAUAUAAUAAAUUUAAUCUAUAGGUUUCUUUUAUCAGAAGGACAACAAAUGAAAUUUAUGAAAUAUGUGAUUUUAUUUGAUGAAUUUUUACAUGAAAUUCCUUUAACAUUUCUUUUAGGAUUUUAUGUUCAAAUGGUAGUAAGACGUUGGUGGGAGCAAUGUCAGUUAAUUAGUUGGCCAGAUGAGUUACUCUUUAAUAUUUCUGCAUUAAUAAGAGGUAAAGAUGAAGAAACAACAAUUAUACGUAAAACUAUUGCAAGAUAUUGUACAUUAACAGCAGUUUUAGCAUGGAGAAGUAUAUCAUUAAGAGUUUUAAUGAGAUUUCCAACUGAUGAUCAUUUAUUGUAUAGUGGUUUAAUAAAUAAAGAAGAAUUAGAAAUGUAUCAAGAAAUUCAAGUAAAUAUAGAUCCUCAUAAAAAGUGGUUUGUUCCAUUAAAUUGGAUUCAAACAAUGUUAGUAAGAUGUUAUGAAAAAGGAACAUUAUCACAUACAAAUGAAUUACGUGUUCUUCUUGAUUCAUUAGAAAAAUAUAGAAAUGGAUUUUUUCAAUUAUUUAUUUAUGAUUGGAUAACAAUUCCAUUAGUUUAUACACAAGUUGCUUCUAUUUCUGUUUAUGGAUAUUUUGCAUUUGCUUUAAUUGGUAGACAAUUUCCAUCAAAAAAUGAAAAUGGUGACUUAAUAGAUUUAUAUGUACCAAUAUUUACAAUUCUACAAUUUUUAUUUUAUGUUGGUUGGUUAAAAGUUGGUGAAGAUCUUAUGUUUCCAUUUGGUGCUGAUGAUGAAGAUAUUGAAUUUAAUUAUAUUUUGGAUAGAAAUAAUGAAAUGUCCAAUUUAAUUGUUGAUAAACUUCAUAAUCAAGUUCCACCAGUCUAUUUAGAGUCACUUAAUGAUGAAGUUAAGUUACUUCAUACAGUCGGUUCCCAAUCUUUAAAUAAUCAUCCUCCUAUACAACAUCUGGCAAAUACAAAGUUUGGUAAAAACCAUAUGUCUAUAUUUAGUGAUGAACCAAGGCAAAAUAAAAAGAAUGCUUCUAAGACACCAAAGAAGACAAAAAAAAAUUUUAAAAAAAUUCCAUCUUUUUCUGAUCUACAAAGACAGGCGUUUGCUUCACCAGAUUCAACGAUUCCUAAUGUUUAA